Ogataea angusta is the source of this 1203-nucleotide messenger RNA. RefSeq lists its product as uncharacterized. Gene Ontology annotation, cellular component: nucleus. Lineage: Eukaryota; Fungi; Ascomycota; Pichiomycetes; Pichiales; Pichiaceae. The coding region runs from base 1 to 1203 and encodes 400 amino acids. The transcript has a single exon. Gene Ontology annotation, molecular function: histone H4 acetyltransferase activity; histone binding. The record is from RefSeq and is a predicted model, not a curated record. Gene Ontology annotation, biological process: subtelomeric heterochromatin formation.
AUGUCUCUCCCAGACUACGAGCCGUCAAGCUGGACUACGUCCUCAAACGAGGCGCUCAACGUGUCGCUAGCGGAGCCAGAGGGUGCGUUCACGUUCAAUCCCACGUUCACAUACCCGAUCUUUGGGGACUCCGAACAGAUCUUUGGGUACAAAGGCCUGCGGAUCGACCUUGCCUUUGACUGCCGGUCGAUGUUCCCAUUUCUCGGCGUCAAGUACGAGUCUAAACUGUCUGAAGACGUGAAGGACGUCGAGAAGACGCUGCUGGAGUUUCUUCCCGAGGAAACGGUAGUCAAGGACGAGGCAUUGUGGCUAAACAAGACUGAACAGGAAAAUUUCGAAAUCCCUGGCAAGCCCGUGUACACGUACCAAAUCGACGGCGAAACAUACAAGAUCUUCAAGUUCAAGCUCAGCGACCCCAGUGGGCUGAAAUUGCACCUGCGAAUCCAAAUCUUCGUCCUGCUGUUCAUCGAGGCUGGCUCCUACAUCGACAGCACCGACAACGUCUGGGAGAUCUACGCGAUUUACAAGUGUCCGGAGGGUAAAAAAGAGUCCUUUGUCGGGUUCAGCACAGCCUAUUCCCACUGGAAACAUCCGGGAUCGGCAGUCCACGACGCAUCAGAGACUCUCGAGUUGCAAUUCCGCAAGAAAAUCAGCCAGUUUAUCGUGCUUCCUCCGUACCAAUCCAAUGGCCACGGAAAAAACCUAUACAAUUGCAUGGUGGACGAGUGGCUCGCAGACGACAAGGUCAAGGAAAUCACCGUGGAGGAUCCGAGCGAGGCGUUUGACGACCUGCGCGACCGCUGUGACCUGCAGCGACUGAACAGGACAGACUUUCUUCACGGUGUCAAGCUGCCAAUCGAGGAGUCCUGGAUUGAGAAACAGGUUGCUGUGCACAAAAUGGACCGCAGACAGUUCGAGAGAUGCGUAGAAAUGACUUUGUUGUGGAUGUUGCAGAACAAAAAGGGCGGUGUUGAGAACCUGAGCGAAAAGAACAUGCGUUUGCAGAUCAAGAAGAGACUGUAUUUGAAGAACAGAGACGCUUUGAGCGAGCUGGAAAAGGCAGACAAGAUGGACAAACUGCAGACGGCGUACGAGCGGCUGCGUGAGGACUACGAGCGGAUUUUGGAGAAGGCUGGUCUUGCGACAGGCGUCAAGAGAGAGCAGUUGCACGAGUUGCCCGAUGCAAAGCGUGCAAGGGUGUGA